GUCGGCGCGGGGUCACUGCCGUUCGGCUUCGGUGGGUCAUCUAGAAGGCAGCUUCCGUCUGGAAGCUCCCGCACGGAGCGCCGACAUCGCGGAACCCCUCCACUCCUUCCUCCUUUCAUCCUUUCCUGCUCCCAUCAGCACUGCAAUUCGCAAACCAUAAUGCGAACAGCCACUUCGCGCACCCUACGAAUCUUCACCAACUCCCUUAUCGCAAGCUUCACCCGACCGAAAAGCUCGACUUACCACCACCGGCCAUUUUCCGCCCUCCCCACAACCACCCGUCUACUCCUUCAUUCUCAAAUCCGCAAGAUGGCUUCCUCUACCAAGCACCCGAUCCUCCUCAAGAAGCCCGUCAAGCUAGCUUGCAUCCAGCUUGCCAGCGGCGCCGACAAGUCCGCCAACCUCUCGCAUGCCGCCGACAAGGUGCGUGAGGCCGCUUCGGGCGGCGCCAAAAUUGUCGUUCUCCCCGAAUGCUUCAACUCCCCCUACGGCUGCGACUUCUUCCCCUCGUACGCCGAGCAGCUCCUCCCUUCGCCUCCGACUGCCGAGCAAAGCCCGUCCUUCCACGCGCUCUCCGCCAUGGCGCGCGACAACGGCAUCUACCUGGUGGGCGGAUCGAUUCCCGAGCUCGCCAUCGAGGAGGGUACGGAGGACAAGAAGACGUACUACAACACCAGCUUGAUCUUCGGCCCCGACGGCAAGUUGCUUGCGUUGCAUCGUAAGGUGCACCUGUUUGAUAUCGACAUUCCGGGCAAGAUCAAGUUUAAGGAGAGCGAUGUGCUGUCGCCCGGUAACAGCGUGACACUGGUGGAUCUGCCCGACUACGGCCGUAUCGCCGUGGCCAUUUGCUAUGAUAUCCGGUUCCCGGAGCUGGCCAUGAUUGCUGCCCGGAAGGGUUGCUUUGCUCUCAUUUAUCCGGGCGCGUUCAACACCACAACAGGUCCGCUGCAUUGGCGGCUGCAGGGACAGGCGAGGGCCAUGGACAACCAAAUCUACGUGGCCCUAUGCAGUCCGGCGAGGGAUAUGAGCGCGGGUUACCAUGCGUAUGGUCACAGCCUGAUCGUCGACCCCAUGGCCCAAGUAUUGGUAGAGGCGGAGGAGGGCGAGACGAUUGUGAGUGCCGAGCUUGACGGGACAAAGAUCGAGGAGGCGAGGUCGGGCAUUCCUCUAAGGGAUCAGCGGAGGUUUGAUAUCUAUCCUGACGUGAGCCAGGCGAAGGUGAGUUCUUAAAUCGCCGGGCUCCGUUGUAGUGUAUUGAUGUGAAUGUUACCGGUAAUUCUCACCCGAUUUGAUUUCACUCAAAUAGGUAUAGCACCGGGGAUACUCGUCGGUUAGGUAUGGAGUCCACCCUCUGGGGGUCUCGCUUACAGCUAGCCAACCGACUCUCAUCGUCCCUUUGAGAGUCGGAUUUUUUACAUGUAACGUGCAAGGUCUGUAACGGCCAGAAUCUUCAACAAUUCAUUUCUCUACCAAAACACAAGCAAAAAAGAUAGCAAAGGAUUCAAAUUAUUCGUUUCAAUUACGUAUAUUCAAUAAUAUAAGUGAA
Messenger RNA from Neurospora tetraspora, 1546 nucleotides. RefSeq names its product carbon-nitrogen hydrolase. Bases 160 to 1230 code for a protein of 356 amino acids. Gene Ontology annotation, biological process: L-glutamine metabolic process; oxaloacetate metabolic process. Gene Ontology annotation, molecular function: omega-amidase activity. The transcript has a single exon. The record is from RefSeq and is a predicted model, not a curated record. Lineage: Eukaryota; Fungi; Ascomycota; Sordariomycetes; Sordariales; Sordariaceae. Gene Ontology annotation, cellular component: mitochondrion.